This is a messenger RNA of [Torrubiella] hemipterigena, 6658 nucleotides long. The record is from the annotation of a GenBank genome assembly. NCBI's taxonomy places the organism in Eukaryota, Fungi, Ascomycota, Sordariomycetes, Hypocreales, Clavicipitaceae.
CUGCAGAUGUUACCCGCGUGGAAGCGGGCAUGAUCAUCGGCAGAAUCUCCGAGAUGAUAGGAAUGAAUGAAGCCAUUUUUUGGCCAAUAACCCGCGAUUGAGUUGCUAGCCAAACUGCUGGAUAUCCGAUAUCGCCACGAGUAAUUCGACUAGCAAAAUUCCAAGACAAUAGAAUGCUGCAGGGUGCACCACGCGUGCGCCACCCCCAGACUUCAAAGAUAACAAAGUUGGCCAAUUGGGGUUCUGCAACGUUUGGGAAAUGUCAGCUUGUGGGGUAACUUAGUCCGCAGAACUGACGGCGGAGGUUUGUCCGCCUCACCCUUCUAGCUUCCAGAACGCUUAUGCUAGGGCGAAACCAUGCUUGUAGUAUCCCAUAUCCCGCUUAUCCUCUGAAUUGCCAUUUUAGCCUGUGCUUGUAAUCCAGGGAGCACACGAACCAGUCGCUCAGUUUCUUUGCCCUCAACUGCCGAAGGAGCGCGGUCUCGUAAAGCAAAAAUGACGUGCCAAGUUGGUGUGGUUACAAUCUCGCGGUCUGGGGAACUUCUAGCUCGUAGGCCACAUAAACUCUGGGCGUACGGUCCCCUUGGUGCUGUUGAGGCGCUGAGGGGGCGAAUGACGUCGUGCUUCCAAAGACCACAAGGCCAUCAGCGCCGCUGCGUUGAGCUUGUUCGGCCACACGUUUGUGGCCGAAACGGCCUACCCGAGGCUGUACGAAAUCCAGGUCUCCGGUGGCAAGCUGCGAGUGACAAAAAAAUACCAAGCCAACAAGGGAGGGACAAGGGACUUUUUGUCCCCGUAAACGAGGCUCUCAGUCUCGUUGAAAUACCGUCAAAAGAAAAAGUGCCUGGAUCGCCAUUUUGCACUACCUGUGUCUGCUAGUGGGCGACAAAAUGCAGCCCCUACAUUUCGUCCUCCACUGCACUGUCACAUUGAUCUGGUCCGGGUUCAUCGGGGAGAAAGGGAUACCAAACACAAGCAACAAAGUGUGGCCGGUCAGCUCCGUCACAUCGGGCUGGCUCCACGGUGCCAUUGAGUGGGCGGCGCAAACCACAGCUACAGAACCUGGGUCUUUACGUGCGAGAAGCUAGCGCAAGAUCCAGCCCAAAGAGGAAGCUGGUUGGUCUAAAUAUAGAAUGGCAGGGGAUAACGCAAGUAGCAAUAAGGUAUUUGUAGGGCCGACCCAACUCCUCUCGAAAUUGAUUGUGUAACAUCUUUCUCAAGCAAUCGAGUCGCGGUCGCCAGAUAUCCGUUUUGGGCAGGUAUCCUUAUGUUAUGCACCAUGCCCGUCCUAUUAGCAUCGAAUACCUCAAUUGCCAGCCGUGCGCACUGAUGUUUGCCAAGAUAGACCCCCCUGUGGGCGCCAUUAGCAAAGGUUGCGCGUUGGUCCUAUAGGGAACAGGGAGGUGGGCAAAUCCUGCGUUAGCGUAAUAGAAAGUACAGAAAACAAUUGCUCCAGUCGAUAAUGAUUCGGAGCAGAUAUUGUUCAAGUCCGCACCGUCACUUGGCCAGGGAUGUCUGGCGCAAAAGGGCCGCGCUUCGAAAGCUGCUGCAUGUCAAAAAUGCAAGGAUCCACGGUUCCAAUGUCGGUAGCAUACGUUUCAUUCUAGGCGGACUUGCAGGAUUGUUGGCAGUGAGGGCCUGCUCAACCGGGUCCAACUAAGGUUCCGUAAUUACAUCCGAAGCAGCGAAGUUUCUCCCUCGGACGUUUGGGUUAGCCCCAGCGGGCUAGAUUAGUACGCUAGCCACAACUUUGAGCCAUGGCCACUAGGUGGGCAACCUAUAGCGCCUCCUUUCUCCCAGUAUUGAACAAGCAGUCUAUUGGUAAUUGAAAUGGUCGUAGACUCGGCGCCAUUGCCUAUUUCGCGGUGGGGCGCCCGGGAGGUAAUGGAACCAACACAACAGAGGCGUAUGCUGCACUACCUUGGGGGCCACGGCUGAAUGGACUUUCCUGGCUUCGCCUUAUUGCCAUGGUGGUUUCCUCCGUUGUGAGGUACAUAAUGACCUGUUUGCUCGGCCCUUGCCCCGUUCGCAGACCACUUACGCACAGCAACGAAGCAGCCCGUCAUAUUUGGCAGACAUCGCCGCGGACCUCCCUGGUCAGCCUGUAUUCCCAUUACGGCAUUGCUAACAGCUUCGACCCAUCCAGUCUCCCCCAGUUAUAGGCACUUGGCCAUAAUCAUUCGCAGGUUGUGUCGCAUCGUGUGCUAGAACUAGUGCACGUUGCCAGCCCAAACGCCCUUAGCACCAUAUCCCGAUACACGUCGACCUGGAGGAGACGUUUAUUUUACCUCAUCUCAUCUCAAGAGACGGGAUAGCCUGAUCUAAGAGCUCACAUAGCUCAGGGUUGACCAUACCCCUUUUCCGCUAAGUAUUUCAAAUCACUGAAGAUCAGUCAGCGCAUCCAUCGCCGUGGUGUUGGAAAGAGACGCUCGUUGCUCCCAGCCUGCUAUCAGCAAAAAAGAAAAAAAAAAGGAAACCAAGCGCAGAAAAAGGUAUUGCUCGUGAGAACGAAGAACAUACAGAAGCUGCUUCUCUUAAUAAAAAUUUGUCGCUCCGGAUUUCUUUCUCUCUUGCUCUGCUGCGUCUUUGUUCUUUAUCCGUUUUGUCAAAGCUCGCGCCCCUCCAACCAAUUUUUUCGCCAGUCGGGCCAACUGGCUGCCACCUGCCAGGAACCACCACCUGGCGCACCUGCCAACAUCGGAGCGCUUCCGCGAGGGAACCACACUGUCCCGGUUGAUCCUUUGCCACCAGGAAGUUUUUUCCUCGCAUCGUCAACACCAGCGCAGGCCGACGCAUUGCUGCAAUAGCAAUCAAUCAGAAACCUGCAGCUACUUGGCGUUAUUGAUUUGCUUGUUUCUUUUAUUAACGCGCGCCACCGCGGUCAGCCUGCAGACACUAGACGAAAAAGGCAGCUUGCCUGUUUGCUGGGUCUCGGAUCUCGCACAACAGAGGUUCCUCGGCCGCAUCUGCAGCCAAACGGCAGUUUUACCCGGUGUGUAUCGCAGGCAUCCCCAAAAGCCGGGCGCAUGCUGGCUGCAACGCACAAAAGAUCUCACGAUAGUUUGACCCUGUAUACCACCAGGGUCCACCCUAGGCCGUGUGCCCCAUCGAAACGUCGCUGCUAGGCGCAUCGCUUUCGACCUUCCAACUUCAUCAACCCUGCGUGGCAUCGGCUCCAUUGCGGCCGGCACUUUUCCUACAAGUAUGGCGGUGCUGUCGUCGCAGGAGAAUUCGGGCAACGCAUCUCCAUCUGAGACACCUCCAUCGAGAACAGUGCCCAUCAUUACAACAGAGGCCACUGAUUCGCCGCCCACUGAUGCCCUAGCUACCGGAUCCAACACCAGCACUUUUGCCGAAACAAUGGCCAGCGUAUAUGGUCGCUACGACUUUUCUGAUGAAGAGGCAUUGGAUUAUCUCGUUGAUAUUUCCUCUGGUGCUGACCGUUGCAGACGGUAUAGCGAUAUUCCUGCUGUGUCCUUUGACGUCCCAGGUCCGCAUGCGGAUCAAAAGUGGUUUGACCCAAUGAAAGGUAAGAUUCCCUGCUUCGCCUUCACUUUCACAGCUUGUCCAAUCAAAUGGCUCAACUUGUCGAUAUUUGCCCUGUAUUAUAGGGUGUACUUUUGUUGCGCAUAAAUUGGCUGACCAAAUUUUGCUAGAUGACCUGACUGUUGCCUCCAGAGACAAGGUGGAGGCUUGGCCACCUAAAUCUCAUGCAUCUGCAACCCUAACACCAUUAUUUUCUCUCCCAUCUGAGCUUAUUCAUGGCAUCCUGACAUACCUAUCUGCCUACGACCUCUUGGCAGUAUCAGCAUCAUGCUGGACGUUGCGAAAACACGCCCUUGUGGAAGGUCAUUGGCACCGCCUCGUUCAAAUGAACAUUCCUGGUGUCUGGCUUACGAGUCCAUCACCAUGUGCAAGCUUCCGGGAAUUAUAUGCAAAGCAUGACCGCGUGUGGUUUCUUCCGAAAUACAAAAUUUGGUUCUGCGAUCGUGAUCUGAUGGGAAGGUUGAUCGUAGUGCGUUACGACCCACGUCGGGGCUGCAUUGAAGGCUACCAACUGCUCGCUGUGAGCAGUGGAAACAGCUUUGAGCACUGGCCUGCAGAUGAUAAGGUUGUGAUUCAUGGAUUUGAACCAAAAAUUAAUCUACACUUGGACAAGGCAAUCCUGCAGUUCCACGUGCAGGAAGAGGAGGCAAAUGAGGCGUUUAAAUCGCGACCCGGUGCUAACCGCUUCGCCGAUGAGAUGCCCAUGGCUCUCGAUGAGCGCAUGCGUGGAAUGUAUAGCAACUUUCAGUUAACCCGCCCUCUUGCAUCGGCAGAUGCCGACGAACGCCUGGCAGGCAACUACCCAUACGAUAGAGUGUGGCCACCACCAGCCAUUCCUGCUCGACAUCAUGUAUCUGGUGCACGAUCCGGCCAAGGACUAGUGUCAUUAAACCAAGACGACAAACCGCGAUCGCGAAGCCAAGUAUCGGACCAGACCUUCCGAAUUCGGCAAUGGAUGGAGCUUGCUGGCAGUCCAGUCCCACCACACUACAUGCGGCCGCAGGGCCUGCCCGGCAUGCCAACCGUUGACUCUAUGCUUGAUAACGAAGCCCCUGUCAGUGUUCAUAUUGGUGAGGAAACUGUUACGUACUCGACUCUCGAUCCAGUCCUCUACACGCCAACACCUAAUAAGCCUUGGCGGGGUAUUUGGGUUGGAGACUAUGGCGGCCACGGGUGUGAAUUCCUCUUGAUAAAUCAACCGGAUGAUGCACCUGCUACUGAUGAGGAACUCGGCUUAUCUCGCAACGAUUACGAAACGGACAAGGAAUGGGCAGAGCGUCAACAGCUCGGUCGUAUACACCGAGGGCGGUUGGAAGCAAUCAAACUAACGGGAGAUCCCAACAUCCCCAGAGGUGAAUACACUUUUGUUGUGGAGGAUCUUGGAGCAAAUGGGUGUGUUGGAAUCGCUACUGAUGCCGUGUUUGCGGGUGCCCGGGUUGUUAAAAGCAAGGGGCACAUUGCCGGAACAGGAUUUCUCAGAGAUAAAUACAUUGAGAGCCAGCUCAUUUUGAUUUCGCCAAACAAGCUGGCUCAGUACUGGGUAGAUUUUGGACAUAUCAGCUUCUAUGAGAGAGUUGAUAUCGAUCCUUUACUCAAAGUAUAACGACGUCAUGCUGAGGCUGAUUUUUAUGUUGUAUUCCUUCGUUUUAUUACCGCAUUUUCACAUGCCGGCAGAUUUCAGACUGCUUUGGCGGUCAGAUUUGAUGUUUGUUGUUGGCCAUUUUCUGGUUUCUUUCUCUGUAUAUUUGGUUGCAUAUACAUUUACAUAUACCCUUGAUGCGUACAUAGUAUUCAAUAUUUUCAAAUCUCUUUUUUCCCUUUCCCUUAGGACUGGUUUGCUAUUUACUUAUUUUGAUUUGAUUCGAAGAUUCGCUGUCUAAUUGCCGUGCUGCUCAAUUUUGACGCAAAGUUGUCUGUUGCGCGUGUAUCGCCGUCAACUGUACCACUAGCGUCCAGCACAUCAAUUUCGUAAACUGCCAAAGAUGCCCAGUCCUUUGCCGUACGUCUAUCAUUGAUAGCGCUGCCGCCACUUCUUGUCUCACCAGACACUACAAUCGCCUCAAUGGAUUCUUCUUCAGUUGUAGGCCCAAAGGGAUCUUGCAGCUCUACGCAACGGACCAGAACAGUGCCGUCCCGGAACGAGGCAUGAAGCUCUGCAGAUGAAAUAUCCUUUUUAGUGGUGGUUAUUGUAGCAGUAGUUGGUGAGGACCCCAAAACAGUAGCCAAAAAUCGAAGGACGUUGAGUGCGCGGACGUCCCAAGAUUCUAACUGCUCAGCGUACUUUUUCUUCUUGAGCAGGUCGUCCACCGAGAUACCAAUGACAAUAACGCUAGGUUCGGGGCUCUUUCCUGCUUCUGGAAUCUGAAGUAGUAGUGCAACAGCGUGCAACAGAAGCUUAUGUCCUGGGUGAAGAUGGUCAAAGGUGCCGCCUAAGCAGACGACGCCAUAGUCGCCUGGUAGGCUACUGAUGUCAUCAGACGCCGACGCUGUCUCUGUCGAAAGAUGAAGACCGCCCUCUACGGCAAUAAUCUGGCUCUGCUUAAUGGUCUGCCUUGUCUCAGCAAUAGCCAAGAAGUGGGAUAGCAAGGCGUAGCUCGCCUCGCAGCUUGGGUGGUAUAUGUUGCCCCAUGGGUACACAGUGCUAGCGUAGGUAGCUAGCGACUGGACGCAGGUCGAAUUGGUUGGGUAUUUGCCGUCAAAGCCCUUUUCAUAUUUGGUUCCCUUUUCGUGGUCUACUAUGACAAUGCGGACAUCGACGCCGCCGGCGCCCGCGUCUGUAUAUGACAGGAUGCCCUUUUCGGCGCAGAUGGCUGAUACGAGAGAGUAGAGGCCAGCGAGGAGUGAUUGUGCGCUUUGCCAUCUAACAUGCCUCUUGCGGGCGUACUUGUUGCCGGCAAGAGCUGAAUAUGCGACCGCAAUGGUGAGGUUGGCGGUGGACGAUGUCUCGAGGGACUGUGCAUGGAGCUUGCCGAGCACCGAGGUUAGCGGCGGCUGGUAGGCUGUUUGGAGGGCGCUGAAGGUUGCUGGGGACGGGGGUGCUGGGAGCAGCAGAAGGGAAGGCGGCGUUUCUGGCAUUUUGAGGUUGUGAAUAAAUUUAAUUGGGAUGCGGGCU